AUGGUAGAUUUGAAAUUCACAAACGCUAUCGGUCAAAUAGAAGCAGCCAAUGUCACCCCGUGUGGUGAUUGCUGUGUCAAGUACGAGACUGACGAUGGUCCUGGAAACCUGGACAACGGAACAUACACCGGACCAUUAGGAGAUCAGCCGUGUUCGGAUGAUGCUCCCGAAUACGCGAAGAUACGCGACGGAAUCUUGCUCACUACUGGAAAUUGUAAUGGAACAUUCGUCGCAGACUGUGGCUACAUCAGAACAGUUCGAAACUACCUCGGACCAACUUCCUCUGCCACACGCAAAAUACCCAAAGCCUUAUCAUUGCUCGUCGUGAUGACAAUCUCCUUGUCAUUGAUAUAA
Molecule: messenger RNA, 354 nt
Organism: Wallemia ichthyophaga EXF-994
Lineage: Eukaryota; Fungi; Basidiomycota; Wallemiomycetes; Wallemiales; Wallemiaceae
Exons: 2
Coding region: 1-354 (117 amino acids)
Source: RefSeq, a predicted model, not a curated record